AUGCGCCUCCUUCAAGUCGAGAGCGGAAAAAUCGAGGAGUUCCUUUCCGAUGAUGACAUCCCGUCCUACGCCAUUCUCUCUCACACCUGGGGCGGGGAAGAAGUAACCCUUGCCGACUGGGAAGACAUGGAAGAAGGGAAGCUUCGGAGAAUGCAAGGAUACGCCAAGAUCCGAUACUGUCGGGAUCAAGCGAUGGAAGAUGGUCUCAAAUGGGUCUGGGUCGACACAUGUUGUAUCGACAAAAGAAGCAGCGCCGAGCUUUCCGAGGCUAUCAAUUCCAUGUUCCGCUGGUAUAGAAACGCUACAGUAUGCUAUGCAUACUUGUCUGACGUCUCUGGAAGCGACGAUAUCAAACAGAGCAUGUCUAAAAGUCGUUGGUUUACGAGAGGCUGGACCCUUCAAGAACUUCUCGCCCCAAGUCUCGUUACCUUCUACUCUAUGGAAUGGCAGAGCCUUGGAACGAAAUCUGAACUGUUGCAACUUCUUUCGUCCAUAACUCUUAUCGAGGAAGAGUUCUUGUUAAGCAAGGAUCUGCAACAUGCUAGUAUCGCAAAGAGAAUGUCGUGGGCCUCCCGCAGGGAUACAUCGAAGAUCGAAGAUAGAGCAUACUGCCUGCUAGGCAUCUUCGACAUCAAUAUGCCAUUAAUCUACGGCGAGGGUAAGAAGGCCUUCCGGCGGCUCCAAAAAGAAAUCCUGGAAGCCACACCAGAUGACCACACAUUGUUCGCCUGG
This is a messenger RNA of Trematosphaeria pertusa, 732 nucleotides long. Its product is annotated as HET-domain-containing protein. The transcript has 2 exons. The annotation marks the transcript as partial. The record is from RefSeq and is a predicted model, not a curated record. Lineage: Eukaryota; Fungi; Ascomycota; Dothideomycetes; Pleosporales; Trematosphaeriaceae.